Populus trichocarpa (black cottonwood) is the source of this 1031-nucleotide messenger RNA. Its product is annotated as ras-related protein RABF1. The transcript is spliced from 8 exons. The coding region runs from base 222 to 764 and encodes 180 amino acids. Gene Ontology annotation, molecular function: GTPase activity; GTP binding. The record is from RefSeq and is a predicted model, not a curated record. Lineage: Eukaryota; Viridiplantae; Streptophyta; Magnoliopsida; Malpighiales; Salicaceae.
GGUUGGGGAAGUUGGUGGUGGUGGGCUGGUGUUUCUAGGACCACUUUGUUUUAUAUUUUGGUGUGGUGUAGUGCUAUGUGCUCUGUUUGAAUUCUUGAAACAAAUUUGUACUUUUGGGAGAGUUUUUCCUUGCCUUCAUGUAGACAAUCACAAGCAAGCGAUUACAGAAGCUAUCCAGGUUAUUCUAGCGGUUAUUUUUGCUAUUAUCUGCUGGUGCCAGCAUGCAUCUUAUUAGACAAUGGCACCACUUUGCUUGUUUUGAGCUGGUUUUAUUAGGUGAUUCUGGUGUUGGUAAAAGCUGUAUUGUUCUUCGCUUUGUUCGUGGCCAGUUUGAUCCAACAUCCAAGGUAACUAUUGGAGCUUCAUUUUUGUCACAAACAAUAGCUUUACAGGAUUCUACAACAAUUAAGUUUGAGAUAUGGGAUACUGCUGGACAAGAAAGGUAUGCCGCACUAGCACCGCUAUAUUACAGAGGUGCUGCAGUUGCAGUUAUUGUGUACGAUAUAACAAGCCCAGAGACAUUCAACAAAGCACAGUAUUGGGUUAAGGAGCUACAAAAACAUGGGAGCCCUGAUAUAGUCAUGGCUUUAGUAGGUAACAAGGCUGAUCUUCAUGAGAAGCGAGAAGUACCCACUCAAGAUGGCAUUGAAUAUGCGGAGAAGAAUGGGAUGUUCUUUAUUGAGACAUCUGCAAAAACUGCAGAUAAUAUAAAUCAACUGUUUGAGGAAAUUGCUAAGCGACUCCCGCGCCCUUCCUCAACAUGACUGCGGACCCUUGAAACUGAAUUAACUAGAUUGCCUCAAAUGUUACAAGAAAACCACUUGCCUGUAUCAACUUUGUGUAUAUCUUGGUAGUUGCUCUAUUCUGUGAUUUGACUGUCACUUAAGUUGAAAAUCUACAUUCCCUGUUAUUAUCAUGAAUAACAAAUGCAGCGUGUUGACUUGCAGUCCACAAGUUUAUGGUGGACAACCAUGUGAAAGGACUGCAUAAAAUUGUUGCUAAGUGUUUCAAAUGUUAUAGUUUUCGGGUAA